Salvelinus sp. IW2-2015 is the source of this 2091-nucleotide messenger RNA. RefSeq names its product tyrosine hydroxylase (gene th). Gene Ontology annotation, biological process: dopamine biosynthetic process from tyrosine. Gene Ontology annotation, molecular function: tyrosine 3-monooxygenase activity; iron ion binding. Lineage: Eukaryota; Metazoa; Chordata; Actinopteri; Salmoniformes; Salmonidae. The record is from RefSeq and is a predicted model, not a curated record. Gene Ontology annotation, cellular component: cytoplasm; axon; perikaryon.
AGACACCAGGCGCACCAAGCAAAGUCAACGCAGUGCAGGGAGCAUCAAUAAAAGACGCUCAGAUACACAGACACUCACAUUACACACGCAUACAAAGACACUAUCUUACACACUCCAGAAUCUGAUCAUGCCGAUUUCAAGCAGCUCUUCUUCCUCAACGAAGAGUAUGCGCAGGGCAGCGUCCGAGCUCGAGAGGUCUGAUUCUGUUACGUCUCCAAGAUUCAUUGGGAGACGACAAAGUUUGAUCGAGGAUGCGCGGAAGGAACGAGAGGCAGCGGCAGCCGCGGCAGAGGUGGCUGAAGCGACUGAGCAGAUCGUGUUUGAGGAAGAGGAUGGAAAAGCUCUGCUCAAUCUCUUCUUCACGCUGAGAAGUUCCAAGACACCAGCACUGUCACGCUCUCUCAAGGUGUUCGAGACGUUUGAAGCUAAGAUCCACCACCUGGAAACACGGCCGUGCAGGAAGCCCCGGGACAACCUGGAGGGGCUGGAGUACUUUGUCCGCUGCGAGGUGCACCUGUCUGACGUCAGCACCCUCAUCAGCUCCAUCCGGAGGAUAGCGGAGGACGUCAAAACCACCAAAGAAGUCAAAUUUCACUGGUUCCCAAAGAAAAUCUCAGAGCUGGACAGAUGUCACCACCUUAUCACAAAAUUUGAUCCAGAUUUAGACCAAGAACACCCAGGAUUCACAGAUCCCGUCUAUAGGCAGAGGAGGAAGAUGAUUGGAGACAUUGCCUUCAGAUAUAAACAAGGGGAGCCCAUCCCCAGAGUAGAAUACACAGAGGAGGAGAUCGGUACAUGGAGAGAGGUUUACUCCACCCUGAGGGACCUGUACACCACCCAUGCCUGCAGUGAGCACCUGGACGCCUUCCGCCUGCUGGAGAGACAUUGUGGAUACAGCCCUGAAAACAUCCCCCAGUUGGAGGACGUGUCACGCUUCCUCAGAGAGCGUACAGGGUUCCAGCUGCGUCCCGUGGCAGGUCUCCUCUCUGCCAGAGACUUUUUAGCCAGUCUGGCCUUCCGCGUGUUCCAGUGUACCCAGUAUAUACGCCACGCCUCUUCUCCCAUGCACUCCCCUGAACCGGACUGUGUGCACGAGCUCCUGGGCCACGUCCCCAUUCUGGCUGACCGGGUGUUCGCCCAGUUUUCUCAGAACAUCGGUCUUGCUUCACUGGGGGCUUCAGAAGAAGAUAUUGAGAAACUGUCAACGCUCUACUGGUUCACGGUGGAGUUUGGUCUGUGUAAACAGGGUGGCAUUGUGAAAGCCUACGGGGCAGGACUCCUCUCCUCAUAUGGAGAGCUAGUGCAUGCUCUGUCAGAUGAGCCAGAGAGGAGGGAGUUUGACCCAGAGGCUGCUGCCAUUCAGCCCUACCAAGACCAGAACUACCAGUCUGUAUACUUUGUCUCUGAGAGCUUCACAGAUGCCAAAGAGAAACUCAGAUCGUAUGUGGCCGGAAUUAAGAGGCCGUUUUCUGUGCGGUUUGACCCCUACACCUACAGCAUAGAGGUCCUGGACAAUCCCCUGAAGAUCCGAGGAGGCCUGGAGUCUGUCAAGGACGAGCUGAAGAUGCUCACAGAUGCCCUCAACGUGCUCGCAUGAUGUACAACAACACCGCUACUGCUGCUGGUCCCACUCUGUGCCAUUUUGACGUGUGACAUGGACCAUUGUUCUCUUGUGCUUUAUGAGUUGCUUUAUGUGGCUGGCUAAGUGGCGACCGUGAAACCUCUCGCUGGACUUGUUUGGUUUAUUUGAUCUGGUGAUGUCUCUAAGAUAUGUUGUGCAGGUGGGUGGGCAUUAUCCAUUGGUACCCAUGCUUACUGAAGUCAGGAUUCAAUCUGAUCGCGCAUUGUAGACAAUGAGGCUUUUAAAGGCACUUUUCCUCCAUUGGUGGAGACUGCGUUCAUCUCAAAUGUUGUACACACUCCCCUCCGUAUUUAUUUGGACAGUGAAGCUAAAACUUUUAAUUUGACUCUAUACUUCAGGAUUUUGGAUUUGAGAUCGAAUGUUUUAUGAGGCAACAACACAGAAUGUCACCUUUUAUUUGAGGGUAUGUUCAUACAUAUUUGUUUUACCGUUUAGAAAUGAAAGCACUA